This is a messenger RNA of Jatropha curcas, 3150 nucleotides long. RefSeq names its product ATP-dependent RNA helicase. Lineage: Eukaryota; Viridiplantae; Streptophyta; Magnoliopsida; Malpighiales; Euphorbiaceae. Gene Ontology annotation, molecular function: hydrolase activity, acting on acid anhydrides; ATP binding; RNA helicase activity. Gene Ontology annotation, cellular component: mitochondrial degradosome. Gene Ontology annotation, biological process: mitochondrial RNA 3'-end processing. The record is from RefSeq and is a predicted model, not a curated record.
AUUCGGAUCCUCUGCACAACUUUGAAAUUUACUAGAACCUGCCAAGGUUUAGGGUUUAUGGUGGCUUAACCCUGUCCGCCACUUUCUCUCCUUUUCUUUUCCUCCCUCUUCUCCCUUCUUUCUCUCUUUCUCCAUGAGAAAACCAAUUUGGUCCUCAUUCAGGUAAGCUCCAUAAAUUCCUCUACACGCACAAAAAUAGAAUUUAUUUGGAUUUUGCCUUUGUUUGAAAGUUGGUUUUUUCUAAUGGCACGAGGCCCUUUUGCUUUUCUAUUUCGAGCUUGUGCAUCAAAAAGAAACGUUUAUAGGGCUAGGUUUUCACUCUCGAAUCAAAAGUUCCAAUCUUUAAGACAAUUGAACAACUGUGCGUUAGAAACUCAUCAAUUUAAUCCUCCUUUUGAUGUGCCUUUUCGUCAGUUCUCUACAAGUUUGAUAGAUGUAAUUCAUUCCCAGUUGCCUUCAAAGAACAUGAAUUUUACCUUUUCUAGUCCCAUUAACGGGAGGAAUUUUUGUUCAUCACCCCUGGAUGGGGUUGAUGAAAAUAGUGGCAGUGUAGAAUUAGAAGAGAAUAGUAAUGUGGAUUCUUUAGAAAGUGUUAGUUUUGGAGGUGUUAAUGAGAAUGCAAUUGAAGAUGGAGUUGGUGGUGUUAAAGAGAGUAUUGUUCUUGAUUCAAUGACUGUUGAAGAGGAAAAUGAUAACCGAGAUAUGGGUAGCAACAAAAAUAUAAGGAAAGAGGAUUUGCAAUUUCGUGAUCCCGUAGAUAUAUAUAGUGAGCUUCGAAGUCAUGAAAAGAAGGAUAAGCUGAAACCGUCUGAUUGGCAGACCUUAGAAGAAAUAUUCAAUUAUUUUACCAAUUCAGGAUGGGCUGCAAAUCAAGCUCUUGCAAUUUAUAUUGGCAUGUCAUUUUUCCCUACUGCUGCUCAUAAGUUUAGGAAUUUUGUCUAUAAGAAAUGUUCAUCUGAGCUUGCUUCGUUCUUGGUUUUGCUUGGUCCAUGUGAUGCUGCUGUUAGGUUCCUUUUUCCCUUAUUCGUUGAAUAUUGCAUAGAACAGUUUCCUGAUGAGAUUAAGAGGUUUCAUGCUAUGGUUGAGUUCGCGGACCUUACAAAGCCACACACAUGGUUUCCUUUUGCACGGGCAAUGAAACGAAAAAUUAUAUAUCAUUGUGGUCCAACAAAUAGUGGUAAAACUUAUAAUGCAUUGCAACGAUUUAUGGAGGCUAAGAAGGGUGUUUAUUGCAGUCCACUCAGGCUUUUGGCAAUGGAAGUUUUUGACAAGGUGAAUGCCCAUGGGAUUUACUGUAGUCUUCAUACAGGGCAAGAGAAGAAAAAUCUACCAUUCUCAAACCAUGUUGCUUGUACUGUGGAAAUGGUUUCAACUGAUGAAUUGUAUGAUGUGGCUGUCAUUGAUGAGAUCCAGAUGAUGGCUGAUCCGUUCAGAGGUUAUGCAUGGACAAGAGCUCUGCUCGGUUUGAAGGCUGAUGAGAUUCAUUUAUGUGGAGAUCCGAGCGUCUUGAAUAUCGUCAGAAAGAUAUGUUCGGAAACCGGUGAUGAAUUGCUUGAAAACCAUUAUGGCAGGUUCAAACCAUUAGUGGUUGAAGCAAAAACCCUGUUGGGAGAUCUUCGAAAUGUUCGAUCUGGGGACUGUGUGGUUGCAUUUUCAAGAAGAGAGAUAUUUGAGGUAAAAUUAGCAAUUGAGAAGCAUACUAAGCAUCGCUGUUGUGUUAUUUAUGGUGCCUUACCACCAGAGACUCGAAGGCAGCAAGCUAACUUAUUCAAUGAUCAAGAUAAUGAAUUUGAUGUGCUGGUUGCAAGUGAUGCUGUUGGGAUGGGUCUGAAUCUCAAUAUUAGAAGAGUAGUUUUUUAUAAUCUCUCAAAAUACAAUGGUGACAAAAUUGUUGCAGUUCCAGCAUCACAGGUGAAGCAGAUUGCUGGAAGAGCAGGCAGGAGAGGAAGCCGCUACCCAGAUGGACUCACCACCACCCUGCAUUUGGAUGAUCUGAAUUACCUGAUUAAGUGUUUAAAACAACCUUUUGAUGAAGUAAAGAAGGUGGGUCUCUUUCCUGUCUUUGAGCAGGUUGAAUUAUUUGCUGGGCAACUUCCAAAUGUUACUUUUCCCAAGCUGCUUGAAAAGUUCGGUGAAAACUGCCGUCUUGAUGGGUCAUACUUUUUGUGUCGGCAUGAUCAUAUAAAGAAGGUAGCAAAUAUGCUGGAGAAGGUCCGGGGAUUAUCUUUAGAAGAUCGUUUCAACUUUAGUUUUGCUCCUGUCAAUCUGAGAGACCCAAAAGCUUUGUACCACCUCUUAAAGUUUGCCUCUUUGUAUAGUCAGAAGGUCCCUGUGGGGAUUGCAAUAGGCAUGCCAAAGGAAUCUGCUCAGAGUGACUCAGAGCUUCUCAAUCUUGAAACAAAGCAUCAAGUUCUUUCCAUGUAUAUGUGGUUGUCUCAUCAGUUUGAAGAGGAAACUUUUCCAUUUGUGAAGAGGGCUGAGGAAAUGGCAACUGAAAUUGCAGAUUUGUUGGGUCAAUCUCUCAUCAAUGCUCGCUGGAAACCAGAAUCUAGGCAGGGAAGGAAACCAAGCUCUCAGAAUAAGGAAGUUACUGGUUAUCAAAGGCCUAAGUCACUCAUCAAAAGAUCUAAAGAGAGAAGAAAAGAGAGAGACUCACUUCGAAAAAGUUCAGAGGAGGUAACAGCAUAAUGAAGCAAUCAUGCAGAUGCUGGUUGGAUAUUGGAAGUAUGAAGAACUGAUCAAAUGAUCUUGUACAUCCUGAUGAAUCUUAAUUUUGGUCUAUUUGUAGACUCGAUCAUCUUCCAAUCCAGAGUCACAGACGGAUGUGUGCAUGAGUUUUUUAGCCUCAACUUGCAUUAUACAGCUGAAAAUAUGCCCUUGAGUUUUGGUAGGGGCAGAGGAUCAAGGAUGGAUGGUCGGUAACUCGGUAACCCAAGGGUCUGUGAGUGGGUGAUGAAAGGAAAUUCUAGCCCUUUGUACCACAGCAAAUGCAAGCUCGUACGCUUUAUUGAGGUCAUAUUUCAACUCAGAGAUCACAUAUGAAACUUGAUAUAGUAAAUUUUUGUAUUUUAUUCAAAUAGGGAGCUCGUGUAUCCACUUUCUCUGUGAUAUAUAUAUAAAAUCCUCUCUUUUAUGAGUUAUGUUAUUAGA